Messenger RNA from Pseudozyma hubeiensis SY62, 1704 nucleotides. Its product is annotated as formin binding protein. The coding region runs from base 1 to 1704 and encodes 567 amino acids. The transcript has a single exon. NCBI's taxonomy places the organism in Eukaryota, Fungi, Basidiomycota, Ustilaginomycetes, Ustilaginales, Ustilaginaceae. Gene Ontology annotation, molecular function: protein binding. The record is from RefSeq and is a predicted model, not a curated record.
AUGCUCGAGGACGAAGAGGCCAUAGAUUACGGCGAGGAUGAGCUCAACGCACCUCUUGUCGACCAAGACGAGGUGAGCUUGACACUCGACGGCGACGUUGCUCCAAUCGCGUCAACCGGGAAUACAGUCGUCGAGGAACAAGACGACAAGCUGCCAGAAGCACCUAAAGAAGCCAUUACUGCAGCCGCUCCAGAAGAUUCCCCAGGUCAACCUGGUGCACCCGAGACAACGUCUCCUGUGACUGACGACGCGACUACACCGUCAAGAGACGUCAAGGAACCUGCGAUCGCACCGGAGGAGAGCACCAAGGCUACGAAAGCGGUGACUGACGACCGCUCGGAGCACCAUGAUGCAGCAGCAUCCGCGUCUGCAACUGUCGCUACAGACGACGGUGUACGAAAAGAGGCGAAAGGUACCGACAAGCGUCAAGGCGCACGGGAUGAGCUGCCACCCGGAUGGAUCCGCAUCAAGUCGCGUUCAGCUGACGGCGACGUCUAUUACUACAACGAGACGACCGGUGAGAGUAGCUGGGACAGACCCACCGGCCCCUCACAAGCCCGCAACAAAGGCGACUCGAGAGCAACUGGCACGUCCACUGCCGAUGCUCGCUCGGGACAGCAAAAGAAGAAGAAAAAGAAAAGCAAGCGUGCCAGAGAUGCCGAAAAGGCUAAGAUCGCCGCUGCAGCAGCCAAAGACGCGCGGUCCUCCCAGACCGCCGGCAAAGGUCGUGAUACCGGAGCUCGGGCGUCGGGCGAGCGACAGCAGGACACGAAAGAAAAGCAAGAUGCAUCUAAGAACAAUCGGGACAAAGCAGCCGAGCAGGGAUUCAGCAUCAAAGGCUCUGCCCAGCGUCAGGUCGAGCCAGCAGAUUCUGCCAAGGAUGGCGCCUCCAAGCAGGGCAACGGUCAGCGCUCGAACGCAUCUAGCCAACAGCACGCCGACUCGAACGGGAAACGUAAACGAAACGAUGGCGGUUCGAGCUCCAUUGGAAAGGGACGCUCCAAGGGCGAUACCCCGAAUCAGGCGUCUUCUCGACCAAGCGAUGCAGCCGAUGCAAAGCGACAGCGUUCGGACCGAGACGAUCGUGGUAGGGAGGGUGGCGCCCGCGCGUCUAGCAAUUGGUCGGAAGAUGCCGCGCCGCGAGAUCGUAGAACGGGCGAUUCCUGGCGACCUGGGGGUGACGCAGCUAGGCCUGCGUCCAGACACGCGGACAACGAUCGCAGAGAUGCGGCGUCGGCCUCGCGUGAUCGCCCACGCGAGCGAGAUGGCGACCGAAAUAACGACCGACACAACGACCGAAGACGCGAGGAUAACGAUGCACGGGACAGACAACGUGAUGAAAGAGACCAUCGCCGUCGAGACAAUGGUCGCGAGCAAGGUCGCGAUCGCGAGCGCGAGCGAAAUACAGACGAGCGAUCAGCUCCUCGAAAUGACCACGCAAACAGAAGCUCGGACAAGCCGACCAAUAGCGGACAGUCCGACUCGAAAGGAACCGGAAGGGAUGCCGAUGGUAAAGGUAACAACAAUCAAAGGAACGGAAACGGAAAUCGCAACGAUAGAAGGGAGGACGAUAGUCGCAGGCCGCAGCAGCAGCAAAGGAAUCGCGGAGGCAAAGGUCAACCCAACGAGCUCAGCUCGAUCAAUUCGACGAGUUCCAACAACAAGCGUCAAUGGGGAGGAGCUGCGCCGGCGUCCAGCGCAUAG